AUGACAAAACUCAGCAUCAAGAUCGCUAUGGCCUUGGCUAUUGUAAGUGUGGUAUGUGCAUUUGUGCCCGCCUUUGCUAUUGAAGAAGUGGAAGCGAAGAAAUUCUGGGAUGAAUGUCUCACCAAAAUGUCUCCAAAAUGUACAUUGGAUAUAGUCGAAGAGAUUUUCUGGAAUGGGACCGUCUCCGAUGCUUGUUGUCGUGAGCUUUGUCUAGAGGGGAAGGUAUGCCAUGACACUCUAAUCAAAUACAUGGCAGAUAGACCAAGUUUCAUUGCCCGUGAACCCGAGUAUUUGGCAAAGAAAGACGCUUUAUGGACUCGUUGUAUGUCAAUCAAAAUAACCGUUUGA
Tarenaya hassleriana is the source of this 348-nucleotide messenger RNA. RefSeq lists its product as uncharacterized. The record is from RefSeq and is a predicted model, not a curated record. The transcript has 2 exons. Bases 1 to 348 code for a protein of 115 amino acids. Lineage: Eukaryota; Viridiplantae; Streptophyta; Magnoliopsida; Brassicales; Cleomaceae.